UAUGUUCGUCGCUCUAUUCGCUACACAUGUGAUAAUGUUUUGGUUUGAGAGAGAGUGGGAGAGAAGUUGUAUUGUGUUGUUGGUGAAUUAUGUUUUCAGUGGCGUUUGCUAAUGUCUGUGCGUGUCAGACAAUAAGCAAUUUUCACCCUGACAAGGAUGCAUGAUGUGAUAACAUGUUAACAGGUGGAGUACGACGAUACUGAAAGUUACUCAGCGAAUAACAAGAUGAGCACCCGUAAACGAACAGGGACGGAAGUGAGGAAUCACUCGACUGAUAUAGAAGACGGAUAUCUACCAGAAAAGAGAAGUGACAUCAAAGGAGAUGAAAAAAAUAUCGCUAUUCUGUUCUUUCUGUACUUGUUACAAGGAAUCCCUAUUGGGCUUACUGCGGCAAUCCCUAUGUAUCUCCGAAACAGAGGCGUGAGCUAUCGACAACAAGCUGAAUUUAGUUUUGCGCAUUGGCCAUUUAGCCUGAAGCUUUUGUGGGCCCCAAUUGUGGACUCGGUUUUCUCCACACGCUUUGGUCGACGAAAGUCAUGGCUGGUACCAACUCAGUACCUGAUUGGUUUUUUCAUGAUGUUCUUAUCAGCUAAUGUAGAACACUGGCUUGAAGGAGAAUCUGCAGGAACAAAUGGCCCUAGUACUGGGACCUUGACAGCAUUUUUCUUCUGUCUCAACUUCUUAGCGGCCACACAAGAUAUUGCAGUUGAUGGAUGGGCUCUCACCAUGCUCAAGAGGAACAAUGUAGGACAUGCCUCAACUUGCAACAGUGUUGGACAGACUGCUGGAUAUUUCUUAGGAUAUGUUGUGUUUAUGGGAUUAGAAUCAGCUGAGUUCUGUAAUGCAUACCUUAGAUCUGAGCCAGAACCUCAGGGAUUAGUAACAUUAUCAGGUUUUCUGUACUUCUGGGGACUAGUAUUUCUAGUCACAACAACACUUGUUGGCCUGUUCAAACAUGAGAUUCCAUGUCGUGAAGGAAAUGAACCACAUGACACUGAUUUAGGUGUCAAAGAGACGUAUAAGUUGUUGUGGGAUAUAGUACGUCUGCCUGCAGUCCGUACAACCAUUGUUGUUCUGUUAACUAGCAAGAUUGGAUUUUCUGCCUGUGAUGCUGUGACUAGCUUAAAACUAGUGGAUGCUGGCGUUCCCAAGGAGAAGCUGGCACUAAUAGCCAUACCACUUGUUCCACUGCAGAUAAUUUUGCCAUUGGUGUUAAGCAAGUAUACUGUUGGACCACGUCCAAUGGAUGUUUACCUGACUGCGAUUCCCUAUCGAUUGCUAUGUGGCCUUAUUGCUGCACUUUUAGUGUGGAUCACACCUAGCUUCGUUCAUGAUGGCAGUAUACCAAUACAUUACUAUGUUAUGGUAAUUAUUGUUUAUGGAUUGCAUCAGGUGGCUUUGUACAGCAUGUUUGUUGCUGUGAUGGCAUUCUUUGCACGUAUAAGUGAUCCAGCUGUUGGAGGAACAUACAUGACCUUGCUUAAUACAGUGGCAAAUUUGGGUGGAAACUGGCCAGCAACAGUAGCUUUGUGGUUUGUUGAUGGACUAACUUACAAGGCAUGCAGUAUGGCCCAGGACAAUAACUGUAGUUCUGAAUCAGAAAAGCAGGCUUGCAUUUCCCAAGGAGGCUCUUGUGAAACAGUGUUGGAUGGCUACUAUGUAGAAAGUGCAGUAUGUGUAGUGAUAGGUUUCCUUUGGCUACUGUGGGGCAAGAAAAGGGUUAAUUAUCUUCAGUCAAGAGGUGACAAUGCGUGGAAAGUUGUACGAAUGAGGACUAGAUAACAGUUGGCUUGUGUUUAGGGAAACACUUUUGCUCUGUGACAUGACGAGUGUGUGUGUGUAACAAGAAAUAUUUUUGUAUGAAAAUGGAAGUAUAAACAUAGACAUCUACAUUCCAUGCCUCUGUCAUGCACAUUUCAGAUUCUUAUAUGAAAUGUACUUCUGUUGCAGAAUUGUUAUUUGAAAAGAAGUUAUAAACUAUGUUUGAUAAUUUGUCGUUUUAUCAAAAUUAUUGCAUGUUAUAUAUGUGCACUUAAUACUUCCUACUCUUUUACUGUCAUGACACUGUCAUUUUGUAAAUAAUGCAGUUAUAUGAAAGUUUAAAUUGACAAUGAAAUGCUGCUUAAGGCUGCUAUAACAGCUUGUAGCAAAAUGUUGUUGUGGUGGUCUUCAUGCCAUGUUAUCAAUAUAAGUGCACCGUUUUAUUUCUGUGCAAUGGUGUGGUGCUACUCAGUAUUUUGUUACAUGUGUUUUGUUAUUUACAACUUGACUUUUGUUUCAUCUUUUGUGUUGUUAAGUUUGUGUUACAGUUCGACUUAUUUAAGAAAUGUGCUGCAUUGCACCUCCCAUCAAUGUGCCAUGCAUUCAAGGUGCAACUAUUUUGAGCACAAAUUCUGUAUUGGGAAAAAAUAUGUAGAAGGUUCUACGAAUUUGUUGCCUGUUUUGUCAAGUAAGAUUCAGGGUAACUCUGUCCAGAAAGUAUUUAUUAUAGUACCUGGUUUCAUACAAAAAAUAGCAAUGCUAAUAUUUUUUGAGUGCUUCAGCAAAAUUUUAUUUUGUAUGUCACCAUCAGUGGUGAUGUGUGAAUUAAACAAUAAAAAAACAUGUGGAAUUCA
Schistocerca nitens (vagrant locust) is the source of this 2615-nucleotide messenger RNA. Its product is annotated as acetyl-coenzyme A transporter 1. Gene Ontology annotation, cellular component: membrane. Bases 226 to 1782 code for a protein of 518 amino acids. Gene Ontology annotation, molecular function: acetyl-CoA transmembrane transporter activity. The record is from RefSeq and is a predicted model, not a curated record. NCBI's taxonomy places the organism in Eukaryota, Metazoa, Arthropoda, Insecta, Orthoptera, Acrididae. The transcript is spliced from 9 exons.